CACAGCACAUCCACUUCUGGGACUGUAAACACACUCACACACACCAACAGCAUCAACAACACAGCAUGCCACUCGGGCGGCGCACGACGCGGGAAUGGAUCCGCACCUCCAUGCGCACCCCGGGCAUCCUGAUCUUCGGGAUGGUCCUGGCUCCGUGCGGCUGGAUCCUGGACCUGACCGCCACCGUGGCCCCGAACUGGAGGACCCUCCACAACAUCCCCCAGAGACCCGAAAACGAGAUCAUCCAGCAGGGCAUCUUUGACAUCUGCACGACCACCGACACCUCCACGUCGCAGACGUGCCAGCAGGAAGACCCCGAGUACUUCCAGGAGGAGAUCAUCCCGGUGUCGCAGGGGCUGAUGGUCGCCUCCCUGGUCGUGACCCUCAUCGGGAUAGCGGUGGCCAUCCCCGGGGUCCGCUGCUGGAAGGACCGACCCAACUGGACCGUGGCCGGCCUCGGGGGUCUGUUGAUCUUCCUCUCGGGGGUCAUGACCAUCAUCCCCAUCUCCUGGUACACCCACAUCCUCACCAACGUGACCACCGUGACCACGGGCGCGGAGAUCCGCGUGGGCUACUGCAUCGUCCUGGGCUACAUCGGCGGGAUCUUCGAGGUCCUGGGGGGCUUCGUGAUGUUCAUCGGGAUCUGCCGCUGCUGCGGGGGUAAGAACCGGGGCGAGAAACCCGUGGAGGAGGUGACGAACCGCAACGGCCGCCAGAAUCGUCCUCAGUCCAGAACGGUGGACGUGCCGACCCUGAGCCGGGCCCGGAGCGCCGCCAGCAGCGUCCCGUACGGCCGCGAGUCCCUGGACGAUGAUGUGUCCUUCCCCCGGGCCAAGAGCCCCGGAGCCCCCUCCAACAACAGCUUCAACGGGAGACCCUACGAUGCAGAUCUAUGAGAAGCAGCAAUGCUUUUUAUUUAAAAUAUAUAUAUAAUAAAAAAAAAAAAAAUGCAUAAAGGGACCGAAGGUGGCACGUAUUGUAGUAAAAACAUAGAAAGACUUCAAAGUACCUUCAAA
Molecule: messenger RNA, 1016 nt
Organism: Salarias fasciatus (jewelled blenny)
Lineage: Eukaryota; Metazoa; Chordata; Actinopteri; Blenniiformes; Blenniidae
Product: claudin-23-like
Exons: 1
Coding region: 66-896 (276 amino acids)
Cellular component (GO): membrane; bicellular tight junction
Molecular function (GO): structural molecule activity
Source: RefSeq, a predicted model, not a curated record